Messenger RNA from Trachymyrmex cornetzi, 2205 nucleotides. It is a transcript of the gene Mvb12, whose product is annotated as multivesicular body subunit 12-like Mvb12. Gene Ontology annotation, biological process: regulation of epidermal growth factor receptor signaling pathway; endosome to lysosome transport via multivesicular body sorting pathway; virus maturation. Gene Ontology annotation, cellular component: cytosol; ESCRT I complex. Bases 327 to 1319 code for a protein of 330 amino acids. The transcript has 8 exons. The record is from RefSeq and is a predicted model, not a curated record. NCBI's taxonomy places the organism in Eukaryota, Metazoa, Arthropoda, Insecta, Hymenoptera, Formicidae.
UUCCGGAGUUCGGUUCGGUGGCCUCGUCAAUGUUCGGAGUGUUUUCGGGCAGUUUCGCAAGACGCGUCGUCGGACGACGGUGAGUACAGUCUGUCGUCGUCGAUUGACGUCACUCGUCCCGUCCUUUGCUCCGAAAUCGUCUGAAAUAUGAGCGCCGGUGACAGAAGCCGCGCUGUCGCGUUGUGUCGUCGUCGUUGCUGUGUCAGCGCAAAGUGUACAAUCGUGUGAGGGAGACGAACAAGAAGAAGGACGAAGAAGAGAAGGCGGAGAGGAAACGGAUAAACGUCGCAGCGCGGCGUCGCGAAAAGGUAUCCGGGAUCGCAGCGAUGUUCAAGACGACCACCUGUAAGAUGUUAGUCCAAGUGUCGGCCGUACUGCCAGAUGACAGGCCAAUAACUGCCAUUAGUGUUGUGGAAGACUUAGACAAGUGUCCACCCAACUUCACAGUGGUAUCGAGAACUUACGAUCAGGACACCGACGCUGAUCUAUGGAGGGAGAGUGGACUGUUCAUCAAGAAGAAGGGUAGAUAUAUCUGCUUCUCGAAGACUGAGGGCCAGCCGAACUGCGUGGUCGAAGAUAUCAUGGUGAUUAACGAGCGAGACACUCCGCCGGAAGGAUACAGCAUGAUCUCCUACACCGUGGAUUCGAGGCAGAAAGCGUGGCGAAAAAAACAGGUGUGCUACAAAAUUAGGAAUAAGGACCUGUGUACGAAAGCGGUCACAGAUAUAAUAAUAUGCAGCAGGACAACUCCAAACCACAAGGUUUAUUCGAAACUGGCUCCUGUUGGAUUUUCCGCUGCUGGUACUAUAAAUGGUGUUCACGUGUGCUACAAGACCGUAGAUAUCACAAAUGCGAAUUCGGAUUCGCAGUCGUACGUUAAUAUAGACUUACUGCAAAGUCCUUCUCCAAAUCCGUCGAAUGGAAUCUUUCACAGGCCAGCCCCCGAGAGGCCCCCGAAACCAAAGUUCUCACCAAAACCACCGGCCAAUGGGCUUUAUCCGCAAGUCGGCAGCACCGCUAACAAGGAUGACGAACUCGGCGAUCGAGAUUAUGAGGUCUUAAGUCCUAACGCGAGGAUCAGGCCAACGAGGCCCGCCCCACAACCGCCUAUGUCCACGACAUCCACCGUCACAUCAACGCCCAUUUACGGUACACUUCCGGGAUCGUCCGAUCUCGACGGAGUUCCGUUCGCGCUUAAUCCUCGUCUUAUUACUAAUCGUAAUUCUGCCAGUAACAAACUUCCUGUUAUCAAAGUAUGGACACAGAAGGACUUGGAUAGAGAGUUCUUCUACGACUUUCGUGCGGAAAGAGAAACUUGAAAGAUGACAACUUGCCAAAACUAAUUCGAAUUCUCGAGCGUUUUUCCGCAGUACUUGUACACGUUCGUAUCCGAUAUAAUGCUAACCAACAAGCGUAAAUGGAGUGCCUGAACGAAUGAUUUGUACUAACCCGCGAGAGAAUGAAGCCUGCAUGACGCUUAAAAUGGGGAUUGUGUAAUGUUUAAGAAGGAAUAAGAUAAAAAACUUAUCAAUGUACGCGGUUCUUCUUCCACGCCCCAUAUUUACAUUUUGAUACUGGUGAUAACGUUGUCAUAUUUUUAUAGACUUGCGUUAUUUUUUGAUAGAGAGUAGAGAUUAUAUAUGUAAAAUAUGUGUACACAUAAUGUAUCAUAAUGCGAGAUUUUCUGCGCAUCUUAAUAUCGCAUAUCUACGCUUCUAAACACGCGAACAAACGCAUAAUACUGUUGAGACUAGCAUCACAUUCUCGCCGCACAUUUAGUGGUUAACGCGAUAAUUUAAAUGCGUGGUGAGAUUGCAUGCCAUAAAAAGUCAUUUAAUUUUGUUGUUCCUUCUGUCCUUUUUUUAAAUAUAUUUUUUACUUAGAGAUUUGAAUGUUUAUUAUAUAAUUUUCUUUCAAAGUGCUGCUUUUCUUUCUUUACCUGCAAUGAAGUAUUAUUAAAAAUUUUUUUUUCUAUAUAUACUCUAUCAUGUGUAAUUCUGUUUGAAAGUAUAUACGGUUGUGUAUAGAACGUACUGAAAAAAACCUAAUUUUAAUAUUGACGGAACACAACGUUCACUCCUAAUCUUCUAUUCGAGUUCUCUGUUCUAUUUAUAAAUUCAUACAUUAAAUAAAUUUCCGUUCGAUUGCACACGUGUACGUGAAUGUAAUUUAAGAUAGAAACUUGUAUGUUAAACAAUAAUUUAA